Hyaloperonospora brassicae is the source of this 642-nucleotide messenger RNA. Lineage: Eukaryota; Oomycota; Peronosporomycetes; Peronosporales; Peronosporaceae. The record is from the annotation of a GenBank genome assembly.
AUGCUGCCCAUGAUCAAACUGGGCGGUCUCGUGGCGCGCACGCUGACGAAACCGCUGGCGCGCGUGGUCAAGACCCGCGCCAAAGUGCACCCGCUCCUUCGCGCCGUCUGCACGCGCUUGGGGCAGCAGCAGCACCGCGUGACGAUGCAGCUCCACAUGGGCUUCCGCGGCAUCUCGAGCUACACGAUCAAACCCGUGUCGCCCGACGAGGCCGUCGACCAGGGGGCCGACUUGAUCGGCGAGCUCCUGAUCUUUGCCGUCGCGCUGGGCGUCGCGUCGCUCGAGUACUCGCGCGCGGCGGCCAGUGCGCGUGCGAAAGAGGCCAAGCAGAAGGAGCAGCAGCAGCGCGAAGAGCGGGCGGUGGAGCUGCGGUUCGCGUCCCUCGAGAGUCACGUGGCGUGGCUCGAAGACCGACUGGUGGCGUUGACGAGUGCGCUCGAGAGCGAGCGGGGGGAGACGCUCGAGCAGCUGCAGGCCCAGCAGACGAGGAGAGAGGCGGCACGAGGUGAGGAGACGCGGCGCGAAACGGCGGGACGGGGGCGAGGGCGACCUGCAGCGACCGAACGAGACGGACAGCGGUCGCUGUCGGUUGCACAGCUCUGGACGAGCACACAGGACGCAGUGACGCGGCUGUUCAAGUGA